AUGGCCGAUCCGAGCCCCGAUCCUCCCACCAUCAGCAAGCGGCGGCGGCGUGGGAACUUCCGCCGCCGCGCCGGCGCGGCAGGCCGCGGCGCGCCGGGGGCGGCGUUCAGGCUCGAGCACGGCGGCGACGUGGAGGCGGACGGGAACUGCCUCUUCACGGCGGCGAGGAAGGCGAUGGUGGGGGCGAAGGUGGGGGGGCCGAGGGAGCUGCGGCAGAGGACGGUGAGGGGGAUCGUGGACGCGGCGAUCCGGCACCUCUACUCGCCGGAUCUGAAGGCCGGGUGGGGGAUCCACGUUGUUCAGGAGGUGAAGCUCCUCGCGAGGAAAGAGGAUCGCGAGGGUUUGGACGCGGCGAUCCAGGAACUCGUAGAUGUUGGGGUUCUGAGGGAGACAGCGAUGGAGUCUAUCUACAAGGAGAGAUGCAUAGCUGUAAACGACGGGCCUAGUUGGGCCAAGUACAUGUCCACCUCCGGCUCUCCGGAAGACGAGUAUGACAUCAUCACGUUGCAAUAUACGGAGGAAGGCUUGUUGAGCAUAGAUGAGAACCGGGAUGGCCACGCUGCGGCGUUUGGUGACGACAUCGCUAUUGAGUGCUUGGCAACGGAAUUCAAGCGUGAAGUGUAUGUGGUCCAAGCACAUGGGUCAGAUGCAAUGGUAGAUGAGGACAACUGUGUUUUCUUCCUUCCCCACCGCCCCCGGGGUCAGAUUUGUGAAACCCCAAUUUUUUUGUUCAUGAAGGGAACAGGCUGGUGUGGUGCCGGAGCCGACCAUUAUGAACCCUUAAUCGCCAACCCUAUUCCUCUUAUCUCUCCGGAAAGGGCUGCUGUUGUACUCUAAAAGCCCAUCAUCGGUUUUGCCGCUCUUUUUUUUUUUUUCCAUUAAAUUAGUUUUUUGUUUUUCCCUCGGAAAUCGAAGACUUUGAGUUCUUGAGAGUGAAGCAGAUUAGAAUCUCAUCUUCCAUUUUUUUCAUCUAACAAAUCUUUCCGGAUCAUUACUAACCCUUUAACUUGUAGGGAUGUGGACAAACGGCGCCUUUAUAACUUUAUUUCGCUAGCUUCGACCGGUAGGGGGAAACAUUGAGGAGCCCCGUCGAUUGUUUUCUCUUUUUUUUUCCCAAUUUUCUCACUGAUGAGUACUGUUUUUGGGGAUUUCCGAUUAUUGAUUCUGAGAGCUUGUUUUGCAAAUUGGACACUGUUGUUUUCCAGUUGUUAGUGAAAUCGAUUCUUUUUCUCAAUGUCUCAACCUUUAUAUUGAUGAUGAUCUUAAUUCAUUCA
Messenger RNA from Ananas comosus (pineapple), 1274 nucleotides. RefSeq lists its product as uncharacterized. The transcript has 5 exons. The coding region runs from base 1 to 837 and encodes 278 amino acids. The record is from RefSeq and is a predicted model, not a curated record. NCBI's taxonomy places the organism in Eukaryota, Viridiplantae, Streptophyta, Magnoliopsida, Poales, Bromeliaceae.